AUGAGAAUACACAGGAAACUGUUUGGCACAAUUUGGACGAGAGAACGGGAUGCUGUCACUAUGCUAGAUGCUGCCACUACUACUGUCUUUGCCAUCAUCGCCAAUAUCAUCGUCGUUUUGGCUGCUGCUUCUGCUGAUACUGCUAUAGCACUCAAUAUUGAGGCUAUCAUGACCUAUACGGUCAAUCUCAUGGUGGGGUGA
Molecule: messenger RNA, 201 nt
Organism: Dovyalis caffra
Lineage: Eukaryota; Viridiplantae; Streptophyta; Magnoliopsida; Malpighiales; Salicaceae
Source: the annotation of a GenBank genome assembly